UCUCCUCGCCUCCCAAGAGAAACUUGAACUACUGAAACAAUGUCUUGCUGUGGAACCUGCCCCCAGGGCUGCUGCUGCUGCAGCAUCCCCUCUGGUCCUGCCACCACCAUCUGCUCUUCAGACAAAUUCUGCAGGUGUGGAGUUUGCCUGCCCAGCACCUGCCCCCAUGAGAUCAGCCUUCUCCAGCCCACUUGCUGUGACUGCGGAUGCCCUCCCCCUUGCUGUGUGCCCGAUCCCUAUGUGCCAUCUUGCUGGUUGCUCAACUCCUGCCACCCGACCCCCAACCUGUGUGGCAUCUCAGUGACCACAUGCAUUCAGCCCUGUGAGUGUGACCCAUCUUGCUGCUAGGUACCAUUUUAAAAGAGAUACCUUGGUUUUUGCCAGCUUAUCAACAUGACUCCUGAGGAACUCUGGCAUUUGCUAAGGGCAAUUUAGCAAACAAUUGAAUACUCUCAAAGAAAUCGUUCAGUAUUUGGACAUUACAGUUCAUGAAAUGUUUUCUCAAGGUGCUUUAAAACAUCUGAAAAAAGAAAUGGAAAACAUCAGUAAUAUAACUAUGCAUAUUUGUUACAUGGAUUUUUUUCUAUUUUGGUAUUUGGGGUUGGAGU
This is a messenger RNA of Monodelphis domestica (gray short-tailed opossum), 608 nucleotides long. Its product is annotated as keratin-associated protein 3-1-like. Gene Ontology annotation, cellular component: keratin filament. Gene Ontology annotation, molecular function: structural molecule activity. The record is from RefSeq and is a predicted model, not a curated record. Lineage: Eukaryota; Metazoa; Chordata; Mammalia; Didelphimorphia; Didelphidae.